Messenger RNA from Pygocentrus nattereri (red-bellied piranha), 4916 nucleotides. Its product is annotated as short transient receptor potential channel 2-like. The coding region runs from base 144 to 4271 and encodes 1375 amino acids. Gene Ontology annotation, biological process: manganese ion transport; single strand break repair; regulation of cytosolic calcium ion concentration. The record is from RefSeq and is a predicted model, not a curated record. Gene Ontology annotation, cellular component: membrane; nucleus; cation channel complex. Gene Ontology annotation, molecular function: store-operated calcium channel activity; inositol 1,4,5 trisphosphate binding; damaged DNA binding. Lineage: Eukaryota; Metazoa; Chordata; Actinopteri; Characiformes; Serrasalmidae. The transcript is spliced from 22 exons.
UGAUACAACAGGCGGGAAAAUGGCAGCGGAGGCGAAGCGUUUGUGAAUGAGCACGAAUAAAUUAGCUAAACGUUCAUUAAACUAUCACGAGUGUUACUUUUAAACAAGCUUCUCUUCUGUUAGCUAAUCGACCAGUCUUCACUAUGGCACCUAUCACAAUUAAACACGUUGUCUCAUUCACGUCGCAGGACCCCAAGAACUGCGUGGAGAAUCUCUGUGAGCACACUGGAGCUAGCAAGCCGUGGCUGUGUGGUAAACAAGACUGCGGCGGAGUGCUCAAAGCAGAGCUGCAGCUGGAGAGAGCCUCUACCAUUGGCUUCAUGGAUGUUGGAAACUAUGGCUCUGCAUUCAUACAGGUGGAUGUAGGACGCUCCUCGUGGCCAUUAGACCAUCCUUAUGUCACGCUGUUACCCACUGCAACCCUGAUGAGUCCAGCUGAUUCGCGACAGGGAAAAGGCCGGCAGGGUGUGCGCAUGUUCAAAAAAGCUGAUUUUCUGCCUCAGGCUGCUGGGGAGAGCUGGGACAGGCUGCAGGUCACCUGCACUCAGCCAUUCAAUAAACGCUCUCAGUUUGGCCUGUUUUUUCUGCGCCUUCGCACUGCAGAGGAACACACUGAGGAGGUUUCAGCUCAUCAGGAGGACACUGAAAACCAGGGCACACCAGAUAAGAUACAGUCUGUGAGAGAGUGGCUUACCAGCCCUGCAGUACAGCAUACCUUCUUUGGGCGUAAAACAGGAGAAAACUCUCCAGCAGGAGAUCAAAGGAAUCGUGGGAGUUUGAGCAGGGCAGAGCGAAUGGUAACAGCUGCCCAGUCCACCAAGCGGUCUAUAGACAUUGAACCCCACAACACUAAGAGUAAAGCCAGUACUCCUCAAGAGCAUAGAAGACAGUCAAAAACAAGGCAGGAGCAGACAACCAUGAUGCCUACUCCAAAGAGAUCCAGAUUGGAGUGUGAGAAUUUGUCAUCUAGACAUGGGGAAAUAAGUACACCAAGCAAAACUGUCAAAAAGAAGGAAAUGAGCCCUUUCAAACACAGCCCUGUCAAAAUUCCUAUACAAACUCCUAUACAGAACAUUCCUGACCACCCAGAGCCUUUUGAGUCUGGAUGCCCAAUAUGUGGAGUGUCUUUUAGCCCGCUCUAUUUGCCUUUUCAUGCUUCCUCGUGUCUGGAUUCUGGCUCAGUUGGGCUAUUGAGUGACACAGAGACAGAAAUCAUGCCCUUUUCACCCUCUCCCCCACCUUUCAGUACCAGCAGAGAUGAACUUAUGGUGCCGUGUCCUUUGUGCUCCUUCAGGUUCCCUAUAGACUGCAUUGAGCAGCAUGCCAGUACCUGUGGUGAUACUGUAUGGGUAGACUCUUUUUUUGCCAUAAUGGAAAACCUCACGCCAGAGCAAUGGAGGGAGAUUGUGAACAAGAAGCUGCGUUUCCCCCCAGAGCUGAUCAGUGCCAUCCAGGAGGGGAACAUGGUUAUGAUUAGUGGGCUCCUGAAGACAGGGGAUGGCAUCAUCCGUCAGCUGGAAGAGUCUGAGGACAGGCAAUGGAGAGAAGCUCUGAACCUGUCCAUCAGGCUGGGCAACGAGGACACCAUGGUCGCCCUGCUUCAGGGGGUGAAGUUUGACUUUCGACAGAUCCAUGAAGCUCUGUUGGUGGCAGUGGAUACCAACCAGCCUCGCAUUGUGAAGCGCCUCCUGGACCGACUGGACCAAGAAAAAGGAAACAAGAUGGACGUGCGCUCUUUCUCCCAGGCCAUUUUUGACCAUUCUAUUGACGACUCUCAGUUUGCCCCUGGAGUGACCCCAUUGACGCUGGCCUGCCAGAAGGAUCUGUACGAUAUUGUGAACAUGCUUACACAGAAAGGCCACAUCAUCCCUUGGCCACACAAAGUCUCCUGCUCUUGCCUGGAGUGCCGAAAUGGCCGCCAGUAUGACUUGCUCAAAUUCUCCCUGUCACGCAUUAACACCUACCGUGGCCUUGCCAGCAGGGCCUACCUGUCCAUUACCUCUGAGGAUGCCAUGCUCAGCGCCUUCCACCUGAGCCGUGACCUUCGCAAACUCUCCAAGAAGGAGCCUGAGUUUAAGCCUCAGUAUAUUGCCCUUGAGGAGUUGUGUCAGGAGUUUGCUGUGGAAUUGCUAGGAAUGUGCCGGAAUCAGAGUGAGGUCACCACCAUUUUGAACAGCUCUGGGGUUGAUGAUGAUGACAGUGAAGAUGAGUUUCAUGAUCAAGCAUUUGAGGAAGGCAUACCAAACCUGGCCCGUCUGCGACUUGCUGUCAACUACAACCAGAAACAGUUUGUAGCCCACCCAAUCUGCCAGCAAGUGCUCUCUUCCAUCUGGUGUGGACACUUGCCGGGCUGGAGGGGCAGCAGGACAGCCUGGAAACUCUUUGUGUCUUUGGGGAUCUUUAUCACCAUGCCCUUACUCUGCCUCAUCUACUGGAUUGCACCAAAGUCCAAGGUGGGGAAGAUUUUGAAGAUUCCAGUGAUCAAAUUCCUCCUUCACUCUGCCUCAUAUUUGUGGUUCCUCAUCACAUUGUUAGGGGAAUCUCUCACCAUGGAGAGGUAUCGGGACUCGUUUGCAUCCAGGCAGCCGAACAUUUUGCACAACUCUUUGCAUAUGGUGUGGGUCGCUGGGUUCUUCUGGUUUGAAUGUAAGGAGGUGUGGAUUGAGGGGCUGCGGAGCUACUUCCUGGAUUUGUGGAACUGUCUGGAUAUGAUGGUGCUCAGCAUGUAUUUGGCUGCCUUCACCCUGCGAGUGGUCAUCAUGCUCAAAGGCCAUUUCCUGUGUCUGUCACCUGGAACAGAGGAGGAAUGUGUCUACUUCACUCAGACUUUGCGUGAUGACUGGCGCCAGGAGGACCCUCAGCUGAUAGCCGAAGUGCUUUUUGCCGUGACCAGUAUGCUCAGUUUCACACGUCUGGCCUACAUCUUGCCUGCACAAGAGUCUCUAGGAACCCUGCAGAUCUCCAUGGGGAAAAUGAUUGAUGACAUGAUAAGGUUCUUGUUUAUUCUGAUGAUCAUCGGUACAGCCUUUCUGUGUGGAAUCAACAAUAUCUACGUCCCUUAUAUCGUCUCUCCUCAGCUUGGAAGGUUUAAUGAGACCUUCCAGUUUCUGUUCUGGACAAUGUUUGGUGUCGUCAACAAGGAGUAUGUGGAUAUGCCUGACUUUAUUGUGGCGGAGUUCGUGGGUAGAAUCCUUUAUGGUAUCUUCACGCUUCUCAUUGUCAUUGUGCUGCUGAACAUGCUCAUUGCCAUGAUCACAAACUCUUUCCAGAAGAUUGAGGAUGAUGCUGAUGUGGAGUGGAAGUUUGCCCGUUCUAAACUGUAUCUUAGUUACUUCAGAGAGGGCCUCACUAUGCCUGUUCCCUUCAACAUCAUUCCCUCACCAAAAGCUUUCUUUUACCUCGUACGAGGAAUUUUCAGAAGAAUCUGUUGCUGUUGCAAAUUUAAUUCAACCCCAGACUAUCCACCUAUUGCCUCUAUGUCAAAUGGAUCUAUGAAGGAUGAUGGAGGCGUAGAAGAAAAAAUGUCCUACAGACAGCAGGUCAUUUGUGCUCUGGUGCAGCGCUACAUUGAGUCUGCAAGGAGGGAGUUUGAGGAAACAAAGCGCAAAGAUGUUGGAAAUCGGGUGACAGAGCUUAGCAAAGUAGUUGGACGGUUGCACACUGAGAUGAAACAAAUUCAUCAGACCCUGUUAGAUACAGAAGCGGCCAAAAUGGAUCCUUCAGAGAAAAGUACCUCUGUGCUGGGGAAGUACAUAAGGGGGGCCAAAAACAACUUUCGGGGCUUUGACAGCAGCGGACCAUCAGAAAGUAGAAGCACACCUCUACUGGUGAAUGUACACGAACAAGACCCUGGUCUGGAACCUGACAGCGUGGAGCAGAAAGAUGCAGGAGGGGACAAUGUCACAGAAGUCAAUGAGGAGGACGCCAGCAGUGAUCAGACAGUGGUAGAUAUGAAGAAUAGUGUAUCUGGUGAGGAAGAGACUGGAAGUGGAGAUGGAGAGGGUGAGACAGAGGAUGAGACAAAGAAGAUGGAGGAGGGGAGAGUUAAUGAAGGGACGUCUGAGGAGUUUGACAUGUCUGAAGUAAACGUGGUCAUUGAGAGAGGAACUGGGAUUGUGAGUUUUAUGGCUAAGCAGAUAGAGGAGAGAAACAACGGACAAGAGAUUUCAGGUUUCAGUGGCAACAAGGCAGCUUCUCCCACUGACAGCAGUGACUCACAUGACACUGGUUUUGGAUCUGAGGAACUAGAACUUUCAGAUAACAGCCCUUAAUAAUCUCAACAGUCUGCAAGCUAUUAUUCUGUUCUAAAAUGAUCUUGCUAUAAAUGAGCAUAAGAAAAAUGUUAACAUUAUUUAAAUUUACUGCAUUUGUACAAAGUUUGAGGACACCUUUCUUUUGAAAUUUUCUGAAGAAUGUUGGACUUUAAUUACACUUAAGUGAGAAAAAUGAUUUGGAGAGGAAAGGGGCAUUUAAGUUAGUGUGGGAGGAGUUUAAAAGGUUUGAGAUAAUUGACAAAAAGCUCUAGGAUGUCCCAGAACAAGACAGAAAGGCCAUGGCAGAGGGAUGCUUGGUGUUAUGUUUAUAUAUGUUAUUAUAUUGUGUGCACCAAUUAAAGCUGCUAGGGUUUUUUUUUUGUAUUUAUUGCCACAAAUAUGGACACAGAAUAUUGUCUUUAAAAUAAACCUAUAUGUCUUUAAUGUUAUUGUGAAGAAACAGAAAGCAUGUUUGUAAAAAUAUUUCAAAGGCAUGGUGUCCCCAAACUUUUGACAGGCAGUGUGUAUGCAAACAAAAAAAAUGAGGUACCUGAAACUCUUCCAUUACUACCAGUUGAAUGUUUAGAAGUGUCAGCAAAAAUCUACCAUGCAUUGUGUAGCAAAACUAACAACAUACUAUGACUCGAUACUUACAGUUCCUCU